UCUGUCGAAUGGUUCACAAAGCACGUGUAAAAGGUGUUCCACGUUGAGUGGUAACGAGUGGUACUGUCGAGGUGUCAUGUUAGUGAUUUGUCUUGGUGGUGACGUUUUAUAACAAGAAUAGAAAGUUGGUGAUUUGUAACAGUACUCGUCAUUUCCGUGAAUUUGAAGUGAUGCGAAAUGCCUUAUAAGUGCUUUUGGAGUAUAAUUGUCCAUAUGAAGAUCUGGACACUAUGGCUUCUUUUAGUGGUUUUAUCGUUGGAUGCCGUUCAAUGCUGGGACAGCGAAGAGAUGGAGAUAUUCGAUUUGGUCGAGGAAGUUAACACAAACUUCUACACCCUCUUGGGUGUAGCUGAGAAUGCUGAUCCGGUUGAUAUUAGAAAGGCAUAUCGUCGUUUAUCUCUUGUCUUGCAUCCUGACAAAAAUGAUGCUCCAGAUGCUGAAGUUAAAUUCAGACAGUUGGUGGCUGUGUAUGAUGUGCUAAGGGAUGCAAACAGACGUAUGCGCUAUGAUGAAGUGCUCAAGAACGGACUUCCGGAUUGGCGACAAGCUAUUUACUAUUAUCGGCGUGUCCGCAAGAUGGGACUGGCAGAAAUGUCUGUUAUUUUAUUUGUGUUGGUCACAGUGGGGCAGUAUAUUGUCUCAUGGGCCGCCUAUCUUGAGAAAAAGUAUACAGCUGAACAGUUCCUGAACAUGAGAUUGAAGAAAUUGCAGAAGAAACAAAGAAAGGGCAAAUAUGAUGGACCUGCGCUUCCAACAACAAUAGUUUUAGAUAUCCCAACACCAAGUGUUCGGAACACACUGCCCUUCCAGCUGCCUCGCUGGUUAUUUUGGUUCGUUGUGGUUUUUUGUCCAAGAAGUGUUAUAAUGGUUAGAGACUAUUGGAGGGAGAGGAAGCAGAGGAAGGAACAGAAGGAGCUGGAUCAGUCGUCAGAGGAAGAGGAAGAAGUUGAAGUGGAGGUUCGUGGACCACGUCGUCGAAAAGGCAGAGUAUUCCAAGUGCCAGAAUUGGGAGCAGAAAUCCAGAGUCAACCUGGGAAGACUGAAAGUUGUUUGUUGGACCCAGAAAAAUCUCCUUCAGACUCUGCUGAUACUGAGAGUAAAUCCUCUUCAGCACUGUCUGGGGGAUUAUGGACAGAUGAUGAUAUAAUUGAAUUAGUACGUCUUGUCAAGAAGUUUCCUCCAGGUACAGCAUCCCGAUGGGAAAAGAUCGCAAAUAUGAUGGGUCGUUCUGUGGCCGAGGUGACUCACAUGGCUAAGAAAGUAAAGGAAGAUGGCUACAGAGUUGCUUCACCAACUGUAGAACAAGAACCUUUAAAACCUGCGAAAGUGAAGACAAGAAAUACAGUUAUGUCACCUGAGACUGAAUGGAGUCAGAUACAACAGAAAGCACUUGAAGCAGCCCUAACAAAGUAUCCAAAAGGAGCAAAUGCUGACCGAUGGGAGAAAGUUGCAAAAUGUGUUCCAGGAAAAAGUAAGGAAGAGUGCAUGCUUCGGUACAAACAGCUGGUGGAGAUGGUUAAGAAAAGAAAGGUGAAUGGGGCAGCUACAUCACAGCAGCCAUCUGAAGGUGGCGACGAAAUAACUGACUCAUAAAGCACCGUUAUACUCAAGUGAGAGAGAACAUGGUAUUGUGCAUUAAAUUAUUUAAUAAUUAUUGUAAUAAUGUAUAAUAUAGAACUUAAUAUGCUGUAUGUUUUUGAAAUAAAAUUUUCAAACAAUUACUGUCAUGAUUACAAGUAAAUCCUUUGACUGCUUACG
This is a messenger RNA of Cryptotermes secundus, 1758 nucleotides long. RefSeq lists its product as uncharacterized. Gene Ontology annotation, cellular component: endomembrane system. The transcript is spliced from 8 exons. The record is from RefSeq and is a predicted model, not a curated record. NCBI's taxonomy places the organism in Eukaryota, Metazoa, Arthropoda, Insecta, Blattodea, Kalotermitidae. Bases 178 to 1593 code for a protein of 471 amino acids.